AGGAUGACGACGACGACAAGGAUGGUGAUUACGCGCCUGCUUUGGACGGUGAUGGUGGCGAUGAUGAUGAUCUCAGCGUCGACGAUGAGGAGGGUAAUCGGGAUUUUGAAGUAUCUGGGUCUGGUAAAAGAAAGGGAAAGAGAAAAGUGUCCAAACCGAAGAAGAAACCUCAGACCAAAAAGUCACCAAAUAAGUUGGAUUAUGUUGAUGAUGAUGCUGAAUUGGCGAAGGCCAUUGUGCUGUCUCUGCAUGAUUCUGCCGAGUUUCAGGAACAGUGAGUUCGGGGCCUUCCCAAAAUGAGGCUGGUGUAAAUCUUAAAGGCAGAGUAGAAAAGACUCAGGAAAAUCCUAGAAUGCUGAAGAGGAGAAAAACGUUUACCAGCCGGGUGAAGAUGACUGAGGACGAGCUGAUUAUGCAUUUCUUUCAGUUUGAUGAAGCGGGGAAGGGUGGCAUCACUGUGCAUGAUUUAGCCAAAGUUGCUGAUGCUCAUGAUUUUACAUGGACAGAUGAGGAGCUAGCCAACAUGAUUCACUGCUUUGAUAGCGAUGGAGAUGGAAAGGUCCAGCCUACUACUAUUUUUGUUUCAUCUCUAGUCCUGCACGCUAAUCCUUUUGUCAACUGCAUUGCUGUGGACUGAACUAUUAUGAAAUUUUGAAAAAAGGUCUCAGCAUCAUUAAUUUAA
Messenger RNA from Eucalyptus grandis, 682 nucleotides. RefSeq names its product cell division control protein 31-like. The transcript is spliced from 5 exons. Bases 353 to 637 code for a protein of 94 amino acids. Gene Ontology annotation, molecular function: calcium ion binding. Lineage: Eukaryota; Viridiplantae; Streptophyta; Magnoliopsida; Myrtales; Myrtaceae. The record is from RefSeq and is a predicted model, not a curated record.